CUACUUCUGAAGAAAAUAAUUUUAGUCGUGUCAAUAACAGUGAUACAGUUGAAGUAUAUGCAACUAAUCAACUUUUAUCUGCAGAAAGUGAGAUGACAGCACCAUUAUACAAUGUUGCAAGAAGUGAAGAGUUUGAUACAGCACAAAAUUUCGUACAUACAGAAGAUAGAAUAAGUAUGUGUACCGAAAUUACUAAUUUUCUAUCUUUUUUUUCAUCGAAUCCAGAUCUUAGUACUACUCAUGAGGAUAAAAUACAUACUCUUGCCAAUCAAACAGUAUUUUUCCCUUCAGAACCCGUUCAAAUUCCUAUUCAAGUUCUUGUUUGA
Messenger RNA from Racocetra persica, 326 nucleotides. The record is from the annotation of a GenBank genome assembly. NCBI's taxonomy places the organism in Eukaryota, Fungi, Glomeromycota, Glomeromycetes, Diversisporales, Gigasporaceae.